Messenger RNA from Gallus gallus (chicken), 1447 nucleotides. RefSeq names its product leucine rich repeat containing 18 (gene LRRC18). The coding region runs from base 595 to 1374 and encodes 259 amino acids. Lineage: Eukaryota; Metazoa; Chordata; Aves; Galliformes; Phasianidae. The transcript has 3 exons. The record is from RefSeq and is a predicted model, not a curated record. Gene Ontology annotation, molecular function: protein binding.
GACAGAGAACUGAACAGAGGCACUGUAGCCAGGGAAGUUCUUUUUCAACUCUUCUUCCCCUCAGUAAACUCAUAUACACAAUAGUUUCUUGGAGGUCCGCCAUUUUCCUUCAAGGAAGUCAAAUUCCAAAUUUACAGGCCUCUGAAAAGGAAAUCGUCCUGUGCUCCCCCGCUUUACCAACUGAAAGACAAAUUCAUUUCUCACAGAAGAGCAGACCAGAGGAAGACUGCAUGGUAACAGACCAUGAAGGUUCAUCUCACACUGCUGAAAGAAAGAAGCAGCUUGUGACAUCGGUACCACGGCUUUUAAGACUUCCUAGCUGAUAGCCGGCAGGUUCAAGAUGGAAUCAAGAUGGCUCUGUAUGGCUUUGGGUAGAGUGAAGUAGAAAGCAGCAACCCACGGGAGGAAACAAACAAGGAGAAUCCCAGAGGAGAUCCUGAAACACCCAAGACAGUGUGGGAAGAAAGCCCAUCUCUUCCUGCCAGCACUACGCUUAGGAAAGAAAAAGAAAUUGAAUUAACAGUCACUGCUUUCAAAGGCUGGGGCUCCUCACUUCUUCCAGAGUCUGGUGUGUUUGUCUCUCUCUGAGAAAAGAUGGCCAAGGGAAAAGGUCCUAAAGGAAAAAAAAUUACCUUGAAAAUGGCAAAAAAUUCUAUCAGGAUCUCUUUUGAUGGAGGUCGCCGACUUGACUUAAGUAAGAUGGGUAUCACUACCUUUCCCAAGUGCAUUCUAAAACUGGCUGAUGUGGAUGAGCUUGAUUUGAGCAGAAACAUGCUAAAAAAGAUUCCAAACAGCAUUGAGAAGUUCCAGAAACUGCGCUGGCUGGACCUGCACAGCAAUCAGCUCGAAGAGUUGCCCAAGACAGUAGGUACACUUCAGAAUCUUUUCUACCUGAAUAUAUGUAACAACAAGCUGACCACCAAAAAUUUGCCAGAGGAGUUGAACCUUCUUAAGAACCUGCGUAUUCUCAAUCUUGGCUUGAACUGUCUUGACAGUAUCCCCCCCACACUUGGGGCCCUGAAGGAUCUUAAGGAAUUAGGUCUCUUUGACAACUUCUUGACCACCAUCCCAAACAGUGUGAAAAGGCUCCCCAAGCUCCAGAAACUGAAUGCAGAAAGAAACCCUUUCCCCGAGUCAAAAAAGGAAGAGUAUGUUGACCCCAUCAAGCGCAUAGAAUCACUUUACUUAGUACAAGAGAAAGACCUGUGCUCUUCCUGCCUGAAGACCUGUCAGGAAGAAAGGGACAAACUAAACAAGUUUAAGAACACAACGCCCUGCCCUUCCAAGAAGCUCAGUUUCCCUUUACUCCUUACACCCAACUCCACUGCAAUGGAUAACCAAGAACAAUGGAGAUUAAAAGAUGAAGAUGUCUGAAAUCUACAAAUGUGCUCCAUGGACCAUGUCCUUUGAAAAACAGCUCAAGCUAAUUAAAAAGCUAUCCACCUGC